Adineta steineri is the source of this 2016-nucleotide messenger RNA. The record is from the annotation of a GenBank genome assembly. NCBI's taxonomy places the organism in Eukaryota, Metazoa, Rotifera, Eurotatoria, Adinetida, Adinetidae.
AUGUCGAGUAAGGCAUGUAAAUGUGGUGGAACAGAGAUCGAUACGGAUCGAGCACGAGGUGUAAGUGUAUGUACAAAAUGUGGAGAAGUUAUUGAAGAUACAUGUAUUGUUAAUGAAGCUGAAUUAACUGAAACAAGUGGUGGUGGUAUACAAGUUAUUGGACAAUGGCUUUCCAAUGAUGAUGUUCGAGGUGCAAGUACGGGUGGUAUGAUGGGUUUUAAUGUUCGAGAAUCAAGACAAAUAACAUUACAAAAAGCUCGUCGUGGUAUAAUGGAUAUUGCAAGUAAUAUGCGUAUGAAUCAUCAUUGUAUUGAUGCAGCUUUUAAGAUCUAUAAAAUGGCACUUGAUCAUAAUUUAUCUCGUGGAAAUAAAGCUAGUCAUCUUCUUUCUGCUUGUUUAUAUAUUAUUUGUCGAACGGAAGGUACACAACAUAUUUUACUUGAUUUUUGUGAUCAUGUGGAUGCAGAUAUUAGUGUUCUGGCACGUAUCUAUUUACGAUUAGCACGUGAAUUGUGUAUCAAUGUUCCACAUACAGAUCCAUCAUUACUUAUACCACGUUAUGCAGCUAAACUUGAAUUUGGUGAUCGAACAAAUGCAGUUUCUAAUACAGCUCUACGUAUUGUUCAACGUAUGAAACGUGAUUGGCUUAAUAUUGGUCGUCGUUCAUCUGGCCUUUGUGGUUCAGCUUUAUUAUUUGCUGCACGUAUGCAUAAUUUUAAUCGUACAAUUCAACAAAUUGUUGAUGUUGUAAAAAUAUCUAAAGCAACAAUAAUACGACGUUUACAAGAAUUUGAAACAACACCAACAGCACAAUUAAAUAUGAAAGAAUUCGAUACAAUUGAACUUGAAGAAGAACAAGAUCCACCCGCUUUUUCUAAAGCUAAACGUAUGACUAAACUUGCUCAACAUGAAGAAUCAUUUAAUAUUGAACAAAUUGAACGUGAAAUAAUUGAUACACAAAAACAAAUUGAUGAACAACUAGAAAAAUUACAUAAGCCACGUGGUCAAUUAGCUAAAUAUGCUAAAUAUGUUGAUUUAGAAAAAACAGUUUUAACUAAUGAAGAAGAUGAAUUAAUUCAGAAAGUUUUAACAAAUAAAGCAACGAAACGAAAACUUUCUAUUGAUGAUGAUGGUGAUGAUGAUAAUAAUGGAAGUCCAUCUACAUUGACCACAGCAGAAAUAGAGCCAGUACCUAUCAAUGAGAAUGAUAUGAAAUGGGCAGCUAAUUAUAUUGAAGAACAACAAACACAAUUGAUUCUUUCUUUACUUGAUGACAUUCCAAAACCAAUAGUUAAUACUAAUGAAGAUGGUGAUGAAGAUGAUGAUAACGAAGAAAAACAUAAAGAAAGUGAUUAUAAAUCUCUUAGACCAUCAUUAGAAACUAUGGGCAUUGUACCAGUAACAACAUCAUUAAAUUAUGCAACAGAUAAUUUUAAUGCAACUACAACAAAUACAACUCGUCAUCAUCAUGUUGUAUUAGAUCUUCCUGAAUGGCAUCCAUCAAUUGAUUUAGCGAAUGAAGAACUUGAUUUAACCGGUAUUGAUGAUAAUGAAAUUGAAGAAAUGAUAUUAACACGUGAUGAAACAAAAUUAAAACUUAAAUCUUGGUUACGUGAAAAUAAAGAUUGGUUUUUAGAAGAAAAACGGCGUCAACGUAAUAAAGAAGCUGCUGAACAAAAGAAAGCUGGUUCAAGUGGAAUGACGGCAGCACAACGACGAAGACGUAAGAAAAAAGCUGCAGCAGCAACUGCAGCAACGAAUGAGAUUAAUAGAGUAGCAAACAGUACUACUAGUCAUCAUCAUCAAUUAGCUGGUUUUAAUUCAUUGACACCAGCUGGUUUAGCUGCUGCUGCUCAUUCAGCACUUGAAGCUGAGAAACAUUCCCAAGAUAAACGUGUAUCAACUAAAAUUAAUUAUGAUGUAUUAAAGAGAUUGACAAUGAAAAAAGAUGGAACAGAACAAGUAUCAACAUCACCAGCAAUGAUAAAUACAAAUGAAUCGGAAAGAACUACUUAA